Molecule: messenger RNA, 5264 nt
Organism: Pimephales promelas (fathead minnow)
Lineage: Eukaryota; Metazoa; Chordata; Actinopteri; Cypriniformes; Leuciscidae
Gene: hif1aa
Product: hypoxia inducible factor 1 subunit alpha a
Biological process (GO): cellular response to hypoxia; regulation of transcription by RNA polymerase II
Molecular function (GO): protein dimerization activity; RNA polymerase II transcription regulatory region sequence-specific DNA binding; DNA-binding transcription factor activity, RNA polymerase II-specific
Source: RefSeq, a predicted model, not a curated record
GCCGUCAAGUUUCGAUCUCUUAGGCAGCCUAUGUAGAAAUGUAGCAGUGAUCCACCUCUCAAAUGUCAAAACGUUUCCAUAUGAAUCACACAGUAUACAUUUGUACAAAAUCGCCAUCUCAACAGUAAAGUCCCCAAGUCCCCAACAGUAAAUUGAUGCCUCGUUCUAUUUGAUGUAAUCUACACACUUGCACUACCUCUGACAUGAAGGACAAAUGGAUUUUCAACGGUUGCACUGACAGCAGUGUAGGCACAAUAUCAGACUGGGAGACCACUAGACCAGCUAAGACCAAGAAACGUGCUUAGGCUGGUUUAAGCAGGUUUUUUCAUGAGUGAAUGCCACAGCUUGCGUUAAAUCAAACAAGAAAGAGUAUUAAGGUUGGUUGCUGAUGGGUUGUUUGCAAGAUAGUCAAACUGUGAGGAAAACAUUACUAAUGAGAAUAAGAAUGAGUAUAUUGAGUAAUCCCUAAACAUUUUCUAUUUUCCACUACCUCAGUAAAAACCACCAUGACAGUAGGUUGACAGAAUGGUUGAUUCUGCCAUAUCAUGCUGACAUCAUUUUGCUAGCAGUGGCGAAUAGAGCCAAAUAAAGAUUAACAACAGAUAUUCAGAUCUGAUCUUGUGUGAGUACAACAUUGGAAAUGUCAUGGGAGAUCCCAUUAAGCAACUUGCCCUUACAAGUCUGGCCCAGCCCCAAUUACACUAUAGAAUGGUUUCAUGGAGAAUCAACAUCAACAGCCCGCUUUCCUGUGGGAGACUACAACCCUGAAAACCAAGAAGCAGAAGCACAGCGCUGAUUUAUGUGUGUUGAUUCAUUUACAGUCAUUAGCAAUGUGGUCAAGGACAUAACGGCCUACAAACAGGAGUUUCCUGAUCCUUUAAUGCAAGGGUGAGCUCAGAGCGAAGGAAGGAGAAAUCCCGAGAUGCAGCACGUUGUCGGAGAGGAAAAGAAUCGGAGGUGUUUUAUGAACUGGCCAGAGAACUACCCUUCCCCCACAGCAUCACCUCUAACCUGGAUAAAGCAUCAGUCAUGAGACUCGCACUCAGUUACCUGCGCCUGCGUAAGCUACUGAACGCAGAUGUACUGGAUGUGGAGACUGAAUUGGGCUCUCAGUGGAACAGUUCAUAUCUGAAAGCUCUGGAUGGGUUUCUCAUGGUUCUUUCUGCUGACGGUGACAUCGUCUACCUGUCAGAGAAUGUCAGCAAGUGUCUAGGCCUACCUCAGAUUGACCUUACUGGACACAGUGUGUUUGACUUUACUCAUCCAUGUGAUCACGAGGAGCUCAGAGAAAUGCUGGCACACAGAAAUGGUCUGUGUAAGAAUGCAAAAGAGUUUCCCACAAAUAGAAGUUUUCUAUUGAGGAUGAAAUGUACACUGACCAGCAGAGGGCGUACUGUCAAUGUCAAAUCUGCCUCCUGGAAGGUGCUGCGGUGUUCGGGCCAUAUCCACACAGCAGAUGGUGUCGUGAAGGAAAAAAAUGCGUGUUCAACGUACCUGGUGCUCAUCUGUGAGUCUAUUCCCCACCCGGCAAACAUUGAGGCUCCUCUGGAUUCUAGAACAUUCCUCAGCCGCCACACUUUAGAUAUGCGCUUCACCUACUGCGAUGAGAGGAUCACAGAGCUGUUGGGUUUCGAUCCAGUGGAUCUGUUGCAGCAUUCUGUGUAUGAAUACUAUCACGCUCUGGAUUCUGGCCACAUGACCAAAACACACCAUAAGUUGUUUGUAAAGGGACAAGUGUGUACCGGACAGUACCGGCUGCUGGCUAAAGCAGGAGGAUUUGUUUGGGCAGAGACUCAGGCCACUGUGAUCUAUAACAGUAAAAACUCCCAGCCACAGUGUGUGGUCUGCAUCAACUACAUCCUCAGUGGCAUUGAACAGCCCAAACAAAUCCUGUCCCUUCAGCAAACCAACAGCACAAAAAUAAAGCAAGAACAGGAAGAACACCAGGAGGAGUUCCUUGGGGCUGAUGUGACCAUGGCUGAGUUGAAAGAGGAGGGAAAACAGAGGGAGGAAAAGGAAGAGGAGUCUGUGGAAGAGGAGUUAAAUGACAGCCUAGAGGGGGAGCCAGAGGCACUGACUGUAGACCCUGUCCUCACACUGGAUUUCACUACCACAGACUCGGCGGUCUCUGUGCUGACAGAAAUUCCUCUCUACAACGAUGUGAUGUUGCCCUGUUCAAGUGUACCGCUACCCCUCUCACCCCUCUCUCAUCCCUGUUCCUCCCUAAAUGAGGAUGAUGCCUCCACAGCCAAUCUACAACCUGAUGACUUCCCCUUCCCACAAACUUUGGCUUCUUCCAGAUCCCAGGUUGAUCUCCAUGUGGAUUCAGAAUUUAGUAACCAGCUAAAACCGGAUCACGUGGAGAAACUAUUUUCCAUGGAUAUGGAGUCCAAGACACACUUUAAUACACAGGGAGUUGGUUUGGAUCUGGAGAUGUUAGCUCCAUACAUUCCCAUGGAUGAUGAUUUCCAGCUGCGGACUGUUUCUCCAGCCGAGUCGAUGUGUUCCAGCCCAGGUGCAGCGCUUGAACUGACCCCCUCCAGCAGCAUGCAAACUGCCCCUGCUCUCCCAGCAGUCCCUACAGACUUGAUGUCCUGUGACACCGUUCAGCACGAUACUAGAACCACAGAGCAGGACAGCAGCAGAGAAAUUAUUCAAGACAGGGAUAUUUCUUCUAAAUGUCAGACCAACCCAAAGCUGCUCAAGAGGAAACUUGAAACCAUACCUCUGUCUGAAGCAAUAAGACUGGGGUCUGUGUUGCAGUUGGUGACUGAUUUUCCAGAGAAAAAGGCCAGAAAAUCAGACGCUUCAUCAUCCGAAGGGAUUCGACAUGCCACGAUUCUGUUGCUACCAUCUGAUGUUGCGAGUAGAUUGUUGAGCAGAUCGUCAGAGGGUGGAACAAUAACUAUGCCCCUCCCCCAGCUUACCCGUUACGACUGUGAGGUAAAUGUGCCUGUGACUGGACGGCAGCACUUGUUACAGGGGGAGGAGCUAAUGUGUGCCUUAGACCUAGUUAUUUAAAAAGCCAUACUUGUGUUUUCGGAUGAAAAGGGAGAUAUCAGUGGCAUUAUGAAUUGACUUCCAUUACAAAGAAACAGUGGUGGUGAGUAGGGCUAUCACGAUGUUAGAUUUUUCACACCACGGUUAUUGUGGCCAAAAGAAUUCACAAUAUCGAUAAAUCGCAAUAUCUAUAGAAUCUAUAAGGGUGGGGGGGCAAACUGAAGCGAAACACUGUCUGAAUGGUUCCUGAACAACUAAAAAGCUAUUAAACCUAUUGGGCACCGGCGCCAAUAAAGUCAUGCAGAUAGCAGAUAAAAUAAAAAUAAAAAUCAAGUGCAAAUACAAAUACAAAAAAAUGAGUAAAGAAAACAGGGUUCUUAAUAAUCACCCUUUAUUAAAUGUGUGAACACAGAAACCCCCUGUUGACAGGUUAAUGUCACGUUUCCAAUUCCAUGACUAGUAAAAUAAUCGCAAUUUAUUCUCUGUAAAAUUGCGUGGACACGGAGACAUUACACAUUGCGUCACGUGUAGGACAACUCGAAGUAUCGCACACCGGACAAGAUGGUCCUCACCGCAGAACACAAAAUUCAUAUACCUAAACCUACCCAUCUCCGUCCCCUGAUCCCUAACCCCACACCUAAUCCUACCCAUCUCCACCACUUAGAUCUGGAUCCAACUCCGCCCCCUGGAUCUCAUGUACUGCAAUGACGUGGACGCGCACUUUCUCAGUUUAUGCCCAGCAGUAUGUCUGUAAUGUCUGUACUAUAUUAUGAUUGUACUAUACAAUUAAAUACAAUAGUUGCUGAGUGUGUGACCUGAACACUUUACCUCAGAGCAUCCAUUAACUGAUUAAAUUGAGAAUAUCACCUGAAAAUCCGAUAACAUCGUCAGUUUUAAUUCAAGCAGCAGAUUCGUGUAAAUUAAUGUAAAACUAAAUGUAUUUUGCAGCACAGGGUGAAGUCAUUUACGAUGAUUUGAGACAAAUAUAAUGUAAAUUUUAUAUAAAACUAUGUAAAUGGUGCUCUGUGUCGCGGCAGGAUUUUAAACAAGGUCCAGAGCCGUUGCUGGGCGGACAGAGAGAAAAUGUGUUCGAAUUUUAAAGACGUGGAACUGCUCUUCUUGUCUGGUGUGCGACCCUCUUUAAAGUGCUGUUUUCUUUUGAGCCGAAGAACUCCCAUUCAGACGAGCUUACUUUUUUCGGGUGUGGACAGAGUGUUUCACUCUCUCGCUCAGACGACAUUCUUCUCAGAGUAGCUGCGCGACCUGGGGUGCAUCUUCUUUGAUAGGUGUCAGCCGCAGCGGGCCAUACAGCCACCUGAGAGGUCAACCAGGUACUCAUGCUGGAGUAUUACGUGUCAUGUUAUCAUAACACUCCUUUUCAUUUGAAACAUUGUGGUUUUCGUCAAUACCGGUAUAUUGCCACACUCUAAAUUAACACAAUGUUGAUAUUUCAUGCUUUGAAUAUCACGAUUAUCCUCAGUACCGUUAUAAUGCGACACUCCUAGCGUUGAGCAGUCAAAACAGAUGGGAUGUAUCUGCUUCUAAUGAGUAGAUGGUACAUGCUGGACAUAAAAAAGGAAAAGUCUAAUUAAUGUUAAUUAAUGACAAGGGAAAUGUAAAACUGAAUUAAAAGAGUGAUUUUGAAUUGUACUCUUACAGGUUAGAAAUACGCACAGAGAAGAGAAUAUAUAUUCUAUUCUAUAUAAGAUUGUAUUGUGUUAAAAAACAACAGUUUUUUCUCGCACAAAUUACAAAAAUUUACCUGCAGCUUUCAGAAAAUAUUAUUUUAUCAGUACUGCUGUUUUUAUAAAUAUGUCUAAGGUAUGUCUAAAUGUAUUUGUUCAGGUCCCCACAUGUCCCAUUUAUGUGUGUGUAAAUGGUGUGAAAUGUCUAAAGUGGCUGUUGUUUUAAAUUUGUGAAACAUAUUAUACAACAAUUGAGAGUAGUCAGCAUAUUGAUAGAGUGACCCACAUUACUACCUACAUUACUGAAUGUUGAAACUAUUACUCUCUAUUCCUAUUAUUGCUAGAGAUUUCUAUUUAGUUUAAUCUCUGGAUAUAUCUAGGGCAUUAACAAGUUAAAAUGCUCUCUUGUGUUCCCUAUACUAUAAGUUUCCUGUGUUACAUUAACAGUGGCGUAUACAGUGUGUGAGAGCUUUGCCACUGUGCUAAGCUGCGUUUCUCGUGUUCUUUCCUGUCAUGUCACAUCGUCUUGAGGAAACUGUUAUGUCUGUGACAAAUAAAAAAAGAAGUUUUUCAACAACA